Messenger RNA from Kalmanozyma brasiliensis GHG001, 744 nucleotides. Its product is annotated as Tetratricopeptide repeat. Gene Ontology annotation, molecular function: protein binding. Bases 1 to 744 code for a protein of 247 amino acids. The transcript has a single exon. The record is from RefSeq and is a predicted model, not a curated record. Lineage: Eukaryota; Fungi; Basidiomycota; Ustilaginomycetes; Ustilaginales.
AUGCUCGCCUCCACAUCACGGCUGGGGGGCAACGCCCUGCGUCAAGUAGCCAGAUCCAUCAUCCGCACUGCAUCCCACCCACGCACCCUGCGCACAGCGUCACUCGUCGCGCCCCUCCUUCGCGCCCCAACCACUGCGAUCCCACACCACCCCCUCGCUCACCGCACCUACGCCUCGUCCACCACCCCGACCUCCUCCUCCCUCGAUCCAGCCGACCAAGAAUCCCAGCGCUUCCUCGAGGAAGGCACCACCCAUCUCGAAGCAGGCGAUCUUCCCGCCGCGAAAGCCUCGUACCUCCGAUCCCUUUCGAUCAAACGCAACUCUUCGGCGCUGUUCAACCUCGGCGUAUGUCUCUAUCACGAUCGCGAUCUGCCCGCUGCAAUCGAUGCGUGGAAAGAGUCCCUCGCUCUUGCCCCCGAGUCGGCGGAUGCACACACAAACUUGGCCUCUGCUUACGUGCUCAGCAAGCCCAGUCGACCCGAUUUGGCGGUGGACCAUCUCAAGACAGCAGCAAAGAUUACACCCGAGGAUCCGGAGAUUCAGUACAACCUCGCAGCCGUACUCGAGGCGUGCGAGCAGCUGGAGGAAGCGUUGAUCGCGUAUAAACGCGCCAAGGAGGGUGGGAUCGAAAGGGCCGAACAGAAUAUCAGGAAUUGCUCGGCCAAGUUGCUCAGUGCGAGGUUUGCGGUGCAGCAGGAGAUGGAGGAGGAGGAGCGGGUCAAGAAGGAGAGGAAAGUCGAAUGA